Messenger RNA from Eremomyces bilateralis CBS 781.70, 2025 nucleotides. RefSeq lists its product as uncharacterized. Gene Ontology annotation, biological process: SRP-dependent cotranslational protein targeting to membrane. Gene Ontology annotation, cellular component: signal recognition particle, endoplasmic reticulum targeting. NCBI's taxonomy places the organism in Eukaryota, Fungi, Ascomycota, Dothideomycetes, Eremomycetales, Eremomycetaceae. Gene Ontology annotation, molecular function: 7S RNA binding; endoplasmic reticulum signal sequence receptor activity; signal recognition particle binding. The transcript has 3 exons. The coding region runs from base 49 to 1965 and encodes 638 amino acids. The record is from RefSeq and is a predicted model, not a curated record.
UAUCAAAUCGCAUAGCAUCAGGAAUUCGGCGAGGUUGGGAUACACAGGAUGGAUAUCACUCAUUCUAUUCUCUCCAACCGUGAGAGUGCCUUGCUCACCGGGGACUAUGGCACUUAUCAUGCGCAACUGUCUCGUCAGCUACGCUCGGUCAGAAAGCGAGUGGGAUGGACCACGUCUUCGAAAAAUACAAAAUAUGUCCAGCGACCCGAUAUCACCGCAGAAGACAUUGGUGGGAAUAAGGAAUUCGUUACUCUGCUACUCCUCACCGCGGAGCGUGCUAGAGCGCAUGCCAUGCAAUUGAAGGCCCAAAAGGCAACCGACAACUCAGGAAAAGGACCGACUGGCUCCGCUCGAAGCCACAUAAUUUCUCGAUUGAACAAGGCGGCCAAGUGUGCGAACAACCUAACUCUGCUAUUGCAUGACCGUGGAGCCACGAAAUCCACCGAUGAAGAUGUCCUCGAAGCCGAAGCAUGUGUGCUGAUGUUGAAGGGCGAAGAAGAGUUCGAAAAACAAUCCCAAGGCAGCAGAGAUCGCGAUGCCCAAGGCUCGAGGGAGCGAUGGCAAACCUGCCUCACCCACUUCUCCGCUGCACGAGUCAUCUACAAUGCACUGUUCAAGUCGACGAAGAAUGAGCAGUUCAAGGAGUUGAUUGCGAAUACGAUCGACCCAAGUCUGGAAUACGCGUCGUACCGUGCGCAUGGGACCCGAAAAACUGCCGUGGCUGCGGUAGCAAGGCGGUAUUUCCCAGCGGACAACGAGCAGCUGCUCGGCCUGAUUGAGAAGCUGGACUCCGAUGCGCUGAAGGAUCCCAGGGAGUUGGCCGGGAGGACGUCGACGGAGAAUUUCCCCACCAACAUAUCUUGGCGUGGCAGGGAAGCGAAUAUCACCGACGCUUCAAUUGGGCAAGCAUUGGCGACUGUUCAAAGCGAAGCGGCGAAGCUGAAGUCCGCAUUGGCCGAUCUGAUGCAGUCGUCGAACAAGGAGCGCGGAGCCGCGUACGAUGACAUUCUCAUCGCAAAUCAAGAUGCCGCUGACACGGUCCGCCAUGCGAUCGAAGAGCUGGAGAAAGAAGGUGUCGAUGAGGGCGAUACCAGAAUGCAGGAUCUCCGUGUGACGAGCCUAGCGAUCAACUAUGAUCUCAUUGGAUGGCGGGUUGGCCGAAACCGCAUGCUUAUCGGUUUAGAUGAUGGAUUGAAAAUGGAAGGGGAGAAAGCCAGGCGACCACGACGACCAAGGAAAGACGGUAAGGAAUGGGUCGAAAAGCCUGAAGGGACUGGAAGAGCACUGGCAAGAUUCCGAGAGCGAGUAGUGCUGUACAAUGGCAUCUUGCAGAGCAUCGAUUCGGUCAAGGAGCUGAGGGGUGCUGCGCGAGACCAGACAUUUCUGAAGGAGUUGGAAGGGCAGCUGGCGUACUUCCGCGCCCUGAAGUGCCUGAACAUAGCAUAUGCGCAUUCCUUGCAAUCCGCAACAACCAACGCCCUCGCCCUCCUCUCCCAAGCCAAAGACCUCUCAACCAACGCAUCCUCGACCGUCUCAUCCUCGCUCUCCGAAUCCGACGUUCCUAAGCUAUCCUUCACGUCUCAGCAAUCCACAUCCCUCCAGUCCCACCUCCAAUCCCUCGUCCUCCGCUUCCACAGCCUCGCCGACAUCCAAGACCGUCUUGAAACCGAAGCCGCCGAAGCCAACAAGGCCCGCACCGCCGCGCCCCCGGUGAUCGAGCGGCUUGCUGCCUAUCCACCUGGUGGGCCGGAUGUAAACCAGAUGGUGGAGUACCCGCCAAAGCUGAGUCCGGUGCCGGUCAAGCCGCUGUAUCUGGAUUUGGCGUGGAAUUAUAUACAUUAUCCGGGUCAGGGUGAAGAGGUUGCGGCUGCUGCCGCGCCUGUGGAGGAGGCUGGGGAGGAAGAGACGGAGGCAGAGGAGCCGAAGCCGGCGAAGCGGGGGUGGUUUGGGUUUGGCAGGGCGUAAGCUAGCGAAAUCAGAUACAAUUUCACACCUGAACUAUGGUGAUCUGCGAUAGUUUGUACC